Molecule: messenger RNA, 300 nt
Organism: Alexandromys fortis (reed vole)
Lineage: Eukaryota; Metazoa; Chordata; Mammalia; Rodentia; Cricetidae
Product: glycosylation-dependent cell adhesion molecule 1-like
Exons: 2
Coding region: 1-300 (99 amino acids)
Source: RefSeq, a predicted model, not a curated record
AUGAACUUCUUCACUGUCCUGCUGUUUGCCAGCCUUGCCACAACCUCUCUUGCUGUCUUGCCUGUGUCCUUGGUUCCAGCUUCCCAGUCCACUCCCACCAGCCACAUCAGCAAGGAGAGUACUUCUAGUAAUAACUCUUCCAAGGAGCCGUCCAUCUUCAGAGAGGAGUCGGUUUUCAGAGAUAAUGUGUUGAUAGAAUGUGCCAAAUCAAAGAGUCAAAAGGCCCAGGCCAGGCUCAGAAGUGGGGCAUCUCAUCUGGAAGAGACCAUAGGACCCAUUACCUCAACUGGUGUGUGCUAG